GGCAAACGCAAGGAGAAAAAAAAGAAUUGAGAAACAACAUCGAACGAGCUAAGCCCAAGAAACGAACACAAAGAUACGAAAUUCCAGAAUGCCGAACACACUAGAAAAGACGCGCAAGAAGAUCCUGCGAAAGCGGGGCGGUGUCCUUGACGGCCUGCAUCAGAACAGUCGGGACUCGCAGCGCCUUCACACAGCCCAAGGCCGCGAUGAGCGUCUCGAGGCGAUUGCAAGAUCAAGGCGGAGAAGGGACAAGCCUAUUAUUGCGCGUGUUACAUAUUUCCAGGAGGCUGUCCGCCAGAACGACAACAAGCCCUUGACUUUGGAGGCCAUCCAGGCCAAAAUCAGCGAAUUCGUGCACCAAUUCGACCAGGAGUACGAGACUAUGAAGAAAGCUCGUCGUGCGGGACGGGCUCCAGGGCCCAAGGAAGACAUGCUCAAAUUAAGAAUCGCAACUCUCCAGAAGGAGUAUCAAAAUGGCUACUACCUCCCAGAUCUUACAAAUGAGAACAACCUCCAGGUACUAGACCGAUGGGACAAGUCCUGGACCUACUUGGCGAAUCUUGCCUGGGUCAAAAUUACAACCACGGGGAUUGUGAAGCCUACCUUGUUUCCGCCCCAGAGUAACUGAAAUCUCUAUGAUUGACGGAAGACCAGCGGCUGGGCGACCGCAUCACCUAUUCGAUAUCCAUACAGCCCAU
Molecule: messenger RNA, 698 nt
Organism: Lasiosphaeria miniovina
Lineage: Eukaryota; Fungi; Ascomycota; Sordariomycetes; Sordariales; Lasiosphaeriaceae
Product: translation machinery-associated protein 16
Exons: 4
Coding region: 89-628 (179 amino acids)
Cellular component (GO): nucleus
Source: RefSeq, a predicted model, not a curated record